Molecule: messenger RNA, 537 nt
Organism: Blepharisma stoltei
Lineage: Eukaryota; Ciliophora; Heterotrichea; Heterotrichida; Blepharismidae
Source: the annotation of a GenBank genome assembly
AUGAGUUCAGAAUCUCAGCUGCAGCAUGAUCAAAUUGCUGAAGAAAUCACAAAAAUUACUAAAGAGCUUAAUACCCUAAAAUGCACAACAGAAAAUCAGCUUGGUUUCACCUGGUUUGGAGUUCAAACCUUAUAUGAUAAAGUCCUAGAAAUAAAAUAUUGCGCACAAUCCUAUGUAGACAAACACCAUCUCUCAAAAGACCAAUUUUUUUCAGGCUUAUUAAGCCAAAUAAAUGAACUUUUAGCUUGUGUUGAGAUAGAAAGAAGGUCUUAUAGCUUAGCAAUUAAAGAAAAUGAGAUAGAAGACAUCAAUCAUGUCAAUGAAAUCAAUUCGGUAGAUAAAGAUUUUUAUGAAGCCAUGGAUAAGUUGGAAGAGUCAAACUUGAAAAUUUCGCUGGUGAAGGAAAAAUUGUCAAUGCAAAUUAAUGAAAACAGAUUGCUGGAGCUGAAAAACAGGAGUCUUGAAGAGGAAAAUAAGAAACUUAGAGAAGAAAUUGAUGAGAUAAGGAGAAAUUUAACAUCGGAAGUCAACAAUUAG